CGUCGCCUCCAACUCAGUUUCACCAUUGCGCCGUGAAAACCGGUCCGAAAUCUUAUAUACCUGUGACGUACACAAGUAUCCAGAUAUACUUGCACAUAUUAUUCGCCGUAGAUAUUACAUUUCGAAAGCGGUUUUCUCAUUUUCGCGUUUCGCCUCGACAUCCCCUUCGGCGAGUCGCGGCGGCUGAAGAGCGAAAAGCUACGAAGAGGAGAACUGGAAAAGACUUCGCAGGAGCAGCAAAUCCACGGCGAACGUUCGCCUUUUCCUACGACAAAUGCCGACGGAGAUCCUAACGGGGCUCGAUCCGCGAGAUUGUGCAGAUGCCUCGCAGUAACGGAGAGGAAGAUUUUCGAAAUUGAAACGUGAAAUUCCUUCCGAAAUUUCUCGCGACGAGAGAAGCUGACGCGCUCGCUACCGUUCUGCGACCCUUUUCCUCUUCUACUCGAAGGGACAAUCACAGAGAAUUGAAACGAAAACGGAUCUUCUUUAAGCAGAGUAUUUAGCAAACAUCUAAAAUGAAAGACACUAGCAGCUCGGUGGACAGCAGGCAGGGCUUGGAGGGUUACGUGAAUCACGGCUUAAGCGGAUCCACCAACAACGUGGAUCUCAAUCACUCGUUUCAAUCUCUUCACAAUUCGCACGGGAAUCGCGACAUACAGGGCUCGUCCGAUUUUAUCUUGAUCGAAGAGCCGGGAGAUGACGAGGUCAAGCAGAAGGAAAAUCUUCUGACGUCGUGGUUUUUGUACGCGAAGCGGCGUGCCAAGGCCAUAUGCACGAAGAAGACCCUUUACAAGAGGCUGCCGAUCUUGAACUGGUUGCCAAGGUACAAUGGCCAAGAUGCACUCGGAGAUCUGGUGGCCGGAAUCACCGUGGGUCUCACCGUCAUUCCUCAGUCGCUGGCGUACUCGAACGUCGCCGGUUUACCGCCGCAGUACGGUUUAUACGGCAGCUUCUUGGGUUGUUUUAUCUAUGUAAUUUUUGGAUCUUGCAAAGACGUACCCAUGGGACCCACUGCCAUAAUAUCAUUAUUGACUUAUCAAACAGUGUCUCACUUGGACUAUCCGGUGCCGCAUGCGAUUCUAUUGUGCUUCAUUGCCGGAAUCGUGGAGUUAAUAAUGGGUAUAUUUGGUCUCGGAUUUUUAAUAAAUUUCGUGUCCGGGCCUGUAAGCUCCGGUUUCACAUCUGCGGUGGCUUUGAUAAUUGUGACGUCGCAAAUCAAAGACAUCCUCGGUAUUCCUGCCAAAGGUUCUCAGUUUAUUGAAAUGUGGCAGAGUAUCGGCGGACUGAUACACCAGACAUCUGCCUGGGACGCUGCUCUUGGAGCAUCCUGCAUAGCAUUGCUAUUAAUUUUGAGAUUAUUAGCGUCGUGUAAAAUUGGCCCGAAAAAGGAGGAGCUUCAGACUACAAAACAUCGUGUCGCGAAUAAAAUCAUCUGGCUGAUCGGCACUUCGCGUAACGCACUUCUAGUAGUAAUUUGCGGUGUACUGGGUUGGAACUUCCAAAACAACUCCCCUGUCAGAUUGAUUGGUUACAUACCGGGAGGUAUGCCUACUGUACAAGCCCCACCGUUCGGUUUCACCAAGGAUGAUAACACGACAGUCACGUUUAUCGAGAUGCUCAGUAAUCUGGGUAGCGGCAUCGUCGUUGUACCGCUCAUCUCUCUAAUGGAAAAUAUCGCUGUCUGUAAAGCUUUCGCCAACGGAAAAUCGGUGGACGCCACGCAGGAGCUGAUAGCGAUCGGUAUAUCGAAUAUCGGAAAUUCCUUCGUGCAAGCUUUUCCGAGUACGGGUUCUCUCAGCAGGAGCGCAGUAAACAACGCUUCCGGCGUGAGAACGCCGUUUGGCGGCAUUUACACUGGUUUGCUGGUAAUUUUAGCUCUGCUAUUCCUCACCCCGUACUUCAGUUUUAUUCCGCGCGCCACUCUGGCGGCGAUCAUUAUCGCCGCGGUCAUCUUCAUGGUCGAAGUCAAAGUGGUGAGGCCGAUGUGGAGGACGAAAAAAUCGGACCUCAUCCCGGGGCUGGGCACAUUCAUCGCGUGCUUGGUGCUGCAACUGGAGAUCGGCAUUCUCUGCGGGGUCGGGAUAAAUAUUCUCUUCAUUCUGUACCACGCCGCCAGACCGAAAAUAUCCGUGGAGAAGCUCAAGACUCAUCACGGUAUCGAGUACCUGAUGCUAACGCCGGAUCGUUGCCUGAUCUUCCCAUCGGUGGAGUACGUCCGUAAUUUGGUGACCAAGUACAGCCGACGCGCCGAGAGCGUCGCGAUGCCCGUGGUGAUCGACUGUUCGCACAUCUACGGUGCGGAUUACACGGCCGCGACGGUAAUCGAGAUAUUGACGAAGGACUUCGCCAAGCGGGGCCAGCCGCUCUUCUUCUACAACCUGAAGCCGUCGGUGUACGCGGUCUUCGAAGGCGUCGAGCCCACGGAUUUUGUCGUUUAUUAUAAUCAGGAAACGUUGGACGACCUGCUGAAGGAGAAGGGCUGGAAGAUGAGGCAAACCACGUAGAAGCCCGGCGGGUAAUCGAAGUAUCCGUUUCCGAUAUCGUGAAAGGUGCAUUCGUACCUUCGUAGAGUGUUAUCCGUGGGGCUGUUAUCCGAAUGCCGGAUUACUAAAUACGCAAGAAGAUCGAGAGACUUUCGAACGAUUCUCGACUCUAACGCAGUUGAUCGACUCGAUCGCGAGGCAGUGCGUGAACCCCUUUUCAAAAUCAAAUCGCCAUGAAAGCGACAUUAUUUUAAAGUAGAUUAUGCAUUUACACGUCGUCGUUAAUUCAACGGAAUCUCCCUUAAGAUUACGCAACAGCGUAAACGACUGUAGAAAAUAUCGUUGACCUAAUGACAAUGCCGAAAAGUUCAAAAGUGCAAACUUAAAUAUAACUCAUUUAGGCUCUAGGCGAAGAGAAAUACCAAGUAAUUUCGGUUUCCGCGCGUGUAGCGGAAUCGAUCGGAGAAAGUAGGGAAAACGUUGAAGCACGUUUGCAUAUAUCUCGAAUAUAUUUCAAGUACAUAUGUGUCAGUAUAUGUAUAGAAGAGUGAGAGAGAGAUAUAUUAUAGAGAGCAGCUUGGAAAUAUCUUACGUGAUAGGAUAUUGCAGACAUUCCAGGAGAGCAACUAGGAAACGUCUGAAAAAUUAAAAUGCAGCUUAUAGCGUCUUUUAGACAUCUCAAAAAUCUCACAGAUUCUCGUUCAAAUUCUCGUCUCGUCUAAAUAUUUAUUUGACUUCGCGAUGACAUUCUGUGUAACGUUAUCAAAUCAAUAUUACGCGGCGUUUCUCGCUAUUUAAACCCCUUACACGCGCUAUAUGCGUUUGAGACUCGCGGGGCAUGAAGGAGUUUCCAUUGUACAUUAUUACGCGCCUACUAUUUCAUGCAAAAUAGGGCCGUCUGUAUUCUAGAAACGCGUGUACAUAAGUAUAAGUUCGAACGAUACUGUGAUAAUUUUAUAAACAAUGUCUGGCGGACAACUCGGUGGAGAGAUAUUUGUACAGCGGAAACAGCAAUCGCGACUUCCGUCGCGACGAGUUGUGUGUGUAUAUAUAUAUAUAUAUAUAUGAUGUGUGCGUGUGUGCAUGUGUGUGUGAGUGUGUGUUGUAUGAAUAUUGUAGAUCUCUCGUGAAUUUUUAAAAAUGUUCAUCGCAUCGAGGACGCGUGAUUCAUAGUCUCUGCACGCGUCGACAAAAAGUUUACAAAACGCAACCAAUUUACCGAUAUCGAUUCCUCGAUCGAUAUGCAAGAAAGAAACCGUUUUUUCCAUUAUAUCUCCGCAUGGUUUAAAAAAAUCUUUUUUUAGAAAAUGUUAUACAAUAUAAAAAUAGUGUUAUAUAUCUAACUAUAUAUAAUUUAUAAUAAUAAUUGUAAAAUAAUUGUCGCAUUAAAGUUACAACUGUAACAAACUGAAAUAAUGAUGUAAAGGUUUACAAUUUAGUUGUAUGUAAGUUGAAUAAACGGAAUUUUUUUAAGCGAUGCGGUAAUAUAAUAGCAAAAGCAAAAUGUUUUCACAUUCUUUCGGCAGCAAGAUGGAUUUAAUGCGGCUUGUUACUUCGGCGAGAUAAUGCCAAUAUUAAUCUGUAGAAAAGUAUUAUGCUGCAACUAUGCGCAAUUAUGUUACAUAAAAGAAGAUUAUAGAAUCCUGUGGUAAAUUACUUAAUAGCGCUGCAUCUGUCGAAGAUAAACUUCGUACACUCAAUAGACUUAUAAGCGGUUGAAUAAUGUAUAAAUUGCACAAUAGUUUGUUUUAUAUCUAUUAUACAUAUAUAUGAUAUAUUAUAUAUGUCAAUUAAUUUGUAACUAUACAUAUGUUAAUUUUCUUCGUCCCCCGCAUGAAGAAAUGCAAUUGGCUUCGAAACACUCUUCAAGAUCAAUACGUGUAAGAAUAAUACGUUAAAUAUUUAUUGCGAGAAAACAAUAAUCAGACUAUUUUAAACAGAGAAAUAGAAAAACAAUAGAAAACCUAAAAUAGUAUACUUCUAACGAUUUUCGCGGGACGAGAAGUCUAAUAAUAAUUUUAGUUCAAUUUUGAAGACCGUUAUCUGUUUUAGAUCGUCAGACUACCAUUUUUUAUACUACAAGUAAAAAUUGUGCAAUUGAACGACAGCCUUAUUAUAACGAUACAAUUACGAACAGUAGCUAAGUAUUAUUCGAAAGUAAUCUGAAAAUGUCGAUAUCAAUCGGAUAAACAAUCUUCAAAAUUGGUUGCAUUGCAUAUUUAUUACAAUAACACAGAUUGUUUCAACAGAAAAAAAAUUUUAAAAAAAUACUGUUUUUAGACAAAAAUUUAAAAUAAUAUACUUAUAACAAUUUUCUCGCGAUGAGAAAUCAAUAAGUUUAAUUAAUUAAAUGUUGGAGCUCACCAUCAAAUCAUCAUCUGUUUUAGAUUGUCAGGUUACCAUUUCUCAUAUUGCAAAAUAAGUAAAAUUUGUAAAAUUGUACAACUUUAAUAUUCGAAAAUGAUCUAAACAA
Solenopsis invicta (red fire ant) is the source of this 4956-nucleotide messenger RNA. RefSeq names its product sodium-independent sulfate anion transporter (gene Esp). The record is from RefSeq and is a predicted model, not a curated record. NCBI's taxonomy places the organism in Eukaryota, Metazoa, Arthropoda, Insecta, Hymenoptera, Formicidae. The transcript has 11 exons. The coding region runs from base 516 to 2504 and encodes 662 amino acids. Gene Ontology annotation, cellular component: membrane. Gene Ontology annotation, biological process: transmembrane transport. Gene Ontology annotation, molecular function: sulfate transmembrane transporter activity.